UGUACAUUUGUUGAUCGAUAAACAAUUUACAGAAGCCACCCUCUCAACAGAGGCAAAGGGCAAAAACCAUCGAUGAUGUUUCUCUGAGUCUGAGGAUUCACGCGUUACUGUUACUGUUACUCAACUCUUAUUCCCUUCCUUGAUUCCAAUUCUCCGCACUUCAUUUCAUUUGAAUUCUGAAAAAUUAGGAUUAGGGUUUUCUUUCUUUCAGUGAAAAAAGAAGAAGAAGAAAAAAGUGGUUUUGGAGAAAUGGUUGAGCAAUCGGUGCUGGUGCUCGAAAAGCAAGGGCCAAAUCCAGUGUUAUCAGAAGGAAUCCACGAUUGGGUGUUUGAGUGCCAUGGGCUUUUGCACAAUGCGGUUUUGAUCAUCGCUUCUUUUCUUUUCGUCUUGUACUUAGCACUGCAAGCUAAAAAGAGCUUCCUCAGACUCUCCCAUGGCCGCUCUUAUAUCAUUAUAUCCUAUUACGCUUCCCUCUGGCUUGUCAGCAUCCUUAAUCUUCUUUGGUGCUUUUCCCAGGCAUGGGAGUGCUCUCCUGGGAAAGAGUUCGCAUGGAACUUGUUAUCCCUCUUUACUACUUCUGGAAUGCUGUUUCUAGAAGUGAGCUUGCUUGCUUUUUUACUUCAAGGAAAUAGUACCAGUGGCUUAGAAGCGUUGACACGAACUUUUGGUAUAUCAGGGAUUAUUGUUGGUUUUGAUAUCUUGUUGAAGGCAAUAUAUCUGUUUGCAUUUGGGAUUCCAAUUUUCAUCAACAGUGGUUACCCUACUCCUCACGUGAAGUGGAACUUGUGGGUUAUCCACAAGCUGCUGCUUACCCUUGUUUAUGGUUUCAUACUGUUCAUGUAUCAUUCUAGGUGGAGAGAAAGGUUACCUGCAAGGCCUGCUUACUAUAAGUAUGUUACCAUUAUGUUCAUCUUGAAUGCAAUUGCGCUGUUUGCUUGUGGCAUUACUGGAAACGGCGCUGCUUUUGGUUUCUGGUUAUAUCAUUUCACGGUUGUAUGUUACCAUGCUGCCUAUCUUCCCCUGCUGUAUAUAACCUUCCUGGCUGACUUUUUUCAGGAGGAAGAUUUGCAUUUGGAGAAUGUGUACUACUCUGAAAUGAAAGAUGCUGGUUUCUUUGAAGCAGAUUGGAACUGAUGUGGUAUCGACUGCUAGAUUAAGAUUAAUAAGGCCUCAAAGGUACUAAUGGAAGGGCAUUCGUUCACGAAAUUUGUAAAUAAAGUAAAUAUUUUAGUAGAUCGCCUUAGUAGAUAAAUUUUUAAAAAGAAAAGCUGGUAGCCUCAUGUUAGUGUUAUAUUAGAAUGUUCUAUGCGUGAUUAUAUUGAAUUUAAGUUGUCUGUUAGUGCAAUGAAUCAAUUUCUUAAGAAAGAUGAGUACUAGAACAAUCAAUUACCUUUUAAGCAUUUAACGUGUGUAGAAAAAUAUGAUUUUUAUGCAAA
Molecule: messenger RNA, 1436 nt
Organism: Glycine soja
Lineage: Eukaryota; Viridiplantae; Streptophyta; Magnoliopsida; Fabales; Fabaceae
Product: transmembrane protein adipocyte-associated 1-like
Exons: 6
Coding region: 250-1134 (294 amino acids)
Biological process (GO): G protein-coupled receptor signaling pathway
Cellular component (GO): plasma membrane
Molecular function (GO): G protein-coupled receptor activity
Source: RefSeq, a predicted model, not a curated record